Messenger RNA from Diceros bicornis minor, 2692 nucleotides. RefSeq names its product solute carrier family 9 member A3 (gene SLC9A3). Gene Ontology annotation, biological process: regulation of pH; sodium ion transport; proton transmembrane transport. The transcript has 17 exons. Gene Ontology annotation, molecular function: sodium:proton antiporter activity. Gene Ontology annotation, cellular component: apical plasma membrane; brush border membrane. Lineage: Eukaryota; Metazoa; Chordata; Mammalia; Perissodactyla; Rhinocerotidae. The record is from RefSeq and is a predicted model, not a curated record. Bases 125 to 2626 code for a protein of 833 amino acids.
GCGCCGCCCGAUGCGAGUCCCGCCGGCCCGGCGCGUCCAGUGGCCCCGGCGCAGCGCGUCCCUCCGAGCGCAGCAGGACUCACACGACAUGAGCGUCUGGACCGGGCGCUGAGCGGCGGCGGCGAUGUCGGGGCGCGGGGCCCGGGGGCCCGGCUGGGGGCUGCUGCUGGCGCUGCUGCUGGCGCUGGGCGUGCUGCCACGGGCGCGAGGCGUCGAGGAGCAGCCAGACGGUGCGGUCCAGGGCUUCCAGGUGGUCACCUUCAAGUGGCAUCACGUCCAGGACCCGUACAUCAUCGCGCUCUGGAUCCUCGUGGCCAGCGUGGCCAAGAUCGGCUUCCACCUGUCCCACAAGGUCACCAGCGUCGUCCCGGAGAGCGCACUGCUCAUCGUGCUGGGCCUGGUGCUAGGUGGCAUCGUCUGGGCGGCUGACCACAUUGCCUCCUUCACUCUCACGCCCACCGUCUUCCUCUUCUACCUGCUGCCCCCCAUUGUGCUGGAUGCUGGCUACUUCAUGCCCAACCGGCUCUUCUUCGGUAAUCUGGGCACCAUCCUGCUGUAUGCCGUCAUCGGCACCGUGUGGAACGCGGCCACCACCGGCCUGUCUCUCUACGGCGUCUUCCUCAGCGGCCUGAUGGGAGACCUGAACAUCGGACUGCUGGACUUCCUCCUGUUUGGCACCCUGAUCGCUGCCGUGGACCCAGUGGCCGUGCUGGCCGUGUUUGAGGAGGUCCACGUCAAUGAGGUUCUGUUCAUCAUCGUGUUCGGGGAGUCGCUGCUGAACGACGCUGUCACAGUGGUCCUGUACAACGUGUUUGAAUCGUUCGUGACACUGGGUGGUGACAAGGUGACUGGUGUGGAUUGUGUGAAAGGCAUAGUGUCCUUCUUUGUGGUGAGCCUGGGGGGCACGCUGGUGGGGAUCAUCUUCGCCUUCCUGCUUUCCCUGGUGACCCGCUUCACCAAGCACGUGCGCAUCAUCGAGCCCGGCUUCGUCUUUGUCAUCUCCUACCUGUCCUACCUCACAUCCGAGAUGCUGUCCCUGUCGGCCAUCCUGGCCAUCACCUUUUGUGGCAUCUGCUGUCAGAAGUACGUGAAGGCUAACAUCUCAGAGCAGUCCGCCACCACCGUGCGCUACACCAUGAAGAUGCUGGCGAGUGGGGCCGAGACCAUCAUCUUCAUGUUCCUGGGUAUCUCGGCCGUGGACCCCCGCAUCUGGAAGUGGAACACAGCCUUUGUGCUCCUGACCCUGGUCUUCAUCUCCAUAUACCGGGCCAUCGGUGUCGUCCUGCAGACCUGGGUUCUGAACCGGUACCGGAUGGUCCAGCUAGAGAUCAUAGACCAGGUGGUUAUGUCCUACGGCGGCCUGCGUGGGGCCGUGGCCUACGCCCUGGUUGUCCUUCUGGACGAGAACAAGGUCAAGGAGAAGAACCUCUUUGUCAGCACCACCAUCAUUGUCAUCUUCUUCACCGUCAUCUUCCAGGGCCUGACCAUCAAGCCUCUGGUGCAGUGGCUGAAGGUGAAGAAGAGUGAGCACCGCGAGCCCAAACUGAACGAGAAACUGCAUGGCAGGGCUUUCGACCACAUCCUCUCAGCCAUCGAGGACAUAUCAGGGCAAAUUGGACACAAUUAUCUCAGAGAUAAGUGGUCCAAUUUUGAUAGGAAAUUCCUCAGCAAAAUCCUUAUGAGAAGGUCAGCUCAAAAGUCACGAGAUCGGAUUCUGAAUGUUUUCCAUGAGCUCAACUUGAAAGACGCCAUUAGCUACGUGGCUGAGGGAGAGCGCCGUGGGUCCCUGGCCUUCAUCCGCUCCCCCAGCACGGAUAACAUGGUUAACGUGGACUUCAGCACGCCACGCCCCUCAAUGGUGGAGGCCUCUGUCUCCUACCUCCUGAGGGAGAAUGUCAGCGCCGUGUGCCUGGACAUGCAGUCCCUGGAGCAGAGGAGGAGGAGCAUCCGUGACACCGAGGACAUGGUCACCCACCACACGCUGCAGCAGUACCUGUACAAGCCCCGGCAGGAGUACAAGCAUCUCUACAGUCGACACAAGUUAACUCCAAAUGAAGAUGAGAAGCAGGACAAGGAGAUCUUCCACAGGACCAUGCGGAAGCGCCUGGAGUCCUUCAAGUCGGCCAAGCUGGGGAUCAACCAGAACAAAAAGGCGGCAAAGCUGUACAAGAGGGAGCGCGCCCAGAAGCGGAGAAACAGCAGCAUUCCCAAUGGGAAACUGCCCAUGGAGAACCCCCUGCACAACUUCACCAUUAAGGAAAAAGAUUUGGAACUUUCAGACCCCGAGGAGGCCGCCAACUACGAUGCUGAGGAGAUGAGUGGGGGGAUCGAGUUCCUGGCGAACGUCACACAGGACACAGCGACAGACUCACCCUCAGGAAUUGACAACCCCGUCUUUUCCCCGGACGAGGACCCCAGCAUCCUCUCCAGGGUGCCGCCCUGGUUAUCUCCUGGGGAAACAGUGGUGCCCUCCCAGAGGGCCCGUGUGCAGAUCCCCUACUCUCCAGGCAACUUCCGCCGCCUGGCACCCUUCCGCCUCAGCAACAAGUCCGUGGACUCCUUUCUGCUGGCCGAGGGCCCCGAGGAGCAGCCGCACAGCACCCUGCCCGAGUCCACGCACAUGUGACACGGGCUCCGACGCGCCGCUGACCGGACACUCGUCCCCGCCCGCCGCCGAGAAGUCCGCGCGGCC